Messenger RNA from Clarias gariepinus (North African catfish), 2365 nucleotides. It is a transcript of the gene rnf181, whose product is annotated as ring finger protein 181. Gene Ontology annotation, biological process: protein ubiquitination. The record is from RefSeq and is a predicted model, not a curated record. Gene Ontology annotation, cellular component: cytoplasm. The transcript has 6 exons. Gene Ontology annotation, molecular function: ubiquitin protein ligase activity. Lineage: Eukaryota; Metazoa; Chordata; Actinopteri; Siluriformes; Clariidae. The coding region runs from base 110 to 580 and encodes 156 amino acids.
GGGUGGAGUGUUUGUGAGCGGACCGUGUGACAGUGAUACUGCAGAGUUAGCAUCGACACCGCUAUCCUCCAGAAACGGACUGAUCUGUGAGAGUGUGUGAGUUUGGAGGAUGAGCUCGUAUUUUGAUGAACAUGACUGUGAGCCUACAGACCCUGAUGAGCAGUACAGACAGAACGCCCUGCUGGAGCUGGCCAGGUCUCUGAUGCAGGGUUUGGACGUGGACUUUGGGGCCCUGGAAAUUUCGGAGUGGGACCAGCGUCUCCCUCCUCCUGCAGCUAAAGACGCGGUGCAGAGUCUCUCUCUGUGUGUCAUCUCCCCGCAGCAGGCAGAUAAAGGGCUGAAGUGUCCUGUGUGUCUGUUGGAGUUUGAGGAGCAGGAAACGGUGCGAGAGAUGCCCUGCAAACAUCUAUUCCACUCCAGCUGCAUCCUGCCCUGGCUGGGAAAGACCAACUCGUGUCCUGUGUGUCGACUCGAGCUGCCGACCGACAAUCCCGACUACGAGCAGUUUAAGAAGGACAAGGAUCGGCGAAGACAGAGAGAACACCGUCUGGAGAAUCUUCAUGGAGCCAUGUACACAUAACACACACACGCACACACAUUAACACACACGUUUGCACUCUUUUAGACACAGUUAAACUUCAGGGCCUAAAUCGUGACACGUGGCUUCGACACGCCGCUGUGUCUCUCUGAUGCAAGUAAGUUGGACCAGGUUUAUAUAUAAAUGUAUAAUUAUAAAUUACAUUACAGUGCAGUUUAUUUAAACAAGUGUUUUGUUUUCUAUAGUCCUUUUUUGUGAUCUAAAGUAAAGUACAGUGCUGAGCAUAAAUUAUUACACCCCAUCAGAUUUGUCCAAAAAAACAUUUUCUUUCUUUUUAAAAUCAACACUGUACUACAAAAUACUUCCACAAAUGCAGCCCACUGAUUGCAAACAAGACACAGUCUGUUAAUUUGCACACAGUACAAAGUAUUUCUCCUAACAAAUUCAAUCGAAACCAUGUUGCUAAAAUUUAAUACACCCCUUAAUGAAAGCCAGGGAGGAGAAAAAUCCUAAUGAACAAGAGGAGUCUAUAUUGAUUAUAAAAGGGUGUCACUUAACAAAUCCGUCAGCAACUGAAAGAGAAAUGUCCCAACACCUGAGAAGGAAAGAAAAGUAAUGCAAUGUAACAAAGAUGGAAACGAAGCCGUCUCACAGAGACGUCCAGGCUGUCCACAGAGCGUCUUCUGAUGAGAAGCGUAGUAGAACAUCGCCAUGCCGGUUCCCUGCAGUUAGCUAAAGAGGUGGAAAGCUAAACUGGGGAGACUGUGUUCUUGUGACACAAUACGGCAUACACUGCAGAGGAAAGGCAUCCAUGGGUGUUGUUCACACAGAAAGCCUCUCCUAAAGUCUUUCGGCUACUCCCGGCAAACGGUCGACAUUUUACUUUUACAACAUAACUAUUGAAAAACACAUCUACGGCCACUGUUGCAUUUCUGAGGAACAACAGGGUGAAAGUAAAUCAGAGGCCAGGUGUGUCUCCUGAUCUGAACCUAAACAAACACAAAACCGGAGAAGAGACACAUUGAGCAUCACUCUCAAUCCAGCGUCCAGGCUCCAAAGAGGACGUUCUUGAAAGAUGGACGUCUAAAAGACGUGGUGCUGUCCUUAUCGAUCAUAGAGGUCACAGAAAACACUGGAUGUGGUUUUUGUUGUGAGGUGUAUUCAUUUUUGCAUCGACUAAUUUGAUUAAAACUGAGAAUUUUGUAACCAAGUUAUAUCAUUAACCUAACUUUCAUGUAGUGAGAUAAACAAACUGUUUUGUCACAAGUUUGGAAAUUAUGUUGAUCUUACUUUUCAAAGGAGGUGUACUAAUUUAUGCUAAGCACUGUAUAUACCGCUCAUACUGGAAUUACUGGGGAAAAAUAAGAUGGUUAGUGUGUAUAUCAUUUAUUUAUAUAUUCUUUUUACCAGCCAAGAUCCGAGUGAUUUGAGAAAAAACAAAAUGUAUAAAUGUUAAAAAAAAGGAAAACUAAAUUAAAUCAGCAGUUAUUUUAUGAUAAAAAAUCAAGUUAAUAAGUACACAACAUUUAUAGAUAAUAUAAUCUACCCACCAGUUAAACUAUAUUAUAUACUUAGGGUAGAGAUGAUAAAUAAUGAAAUGUACACCGUUUGAUAAAUGUGAAGCCGACAGUUUUUAUAGUGAGCUCUCACACGGGAAACAGAAAGGAGACGUGUACGUAUUAUUUAUUCAUCAUUCAGAUUGUUAUCAUAUAGAGAUAUCUGGUCAGAGAGAAAUCAAUCAUCCAAACCAUACAGAAAUCUUGUCUUUUUAUUUUAUUUUUUUUUACACAAAGUGAUCAAUUUAUAAAAUAAAAAAUACUCUCUGCA